GACGUGGCUCGAGAUUAUUAGACUUCUUACGUCCGUCCUUGCAAAUCCCCAUAGUUCACGUGCAAUUGCAAAGAAGAAUAUAGAGAAAUCUCACGGACACUUUACCUGCUUGAGGAUGACAUCUUGCCAAACUGUAGUGCGCGACCCCAAUGCAUGUGUCAGCGGGCGUGCGAGGCAUCGCUCUUCUACCCACACGUCGCCGUUUUCUCAGGACCAGGUGUUCCAGGGGAGGAAGAGCCGGCAUUUGUCAUUGAUCGGCACCAAUAACUCGCUUCCCUUUGCUCGUGUUUAAUUCUAGACUUCUGGCCCCACAACCGGAACGUGUUGCUAUAGUGACCGGAGGCACGGAUGGAAUCGGCUAUUCCACUGCGAAGCAUCUGGCGAGACUGGGCAUGCAUGUGAUCCUAGCUGGAAAUAAUGACAGCAGUGCCCCAGACGUCGUGAGAAAAAUACAAGAAGAGACUUUGAACGACAAAGUGGAGUUUUUGUAUUGCGACCUGGCGUCUCUGAGGUCCAUCCGGCAGUUCGUCCAGAAGUUCAAGAAGAAGAAAAUCCCUCUCCACGUCCUGGUCAAUAAUGCCGGGGUGAUGAUGGUCCCUGAGAGGACGACCGAGGACGGCUUCGAGGAGCACUUCGGGCUGAACUACCUGGGCCACUUCCUGCUCACCAACCUCCUGCUGGACACGCUGAAGGAGUCGGGAGCUCCCGGCCGCUGCGCCAGGGUGGUCACCGUGUCGUCGGCCACACAUUACAUCGGCGAGCUGGACAUGGAUGACCUCCAGGGCAGCCGCUGCUACUCCCCGCACGCCGCCUACGCCCAGAGCAAGCUGGCCCUGGUCCUGUUCACCUACCACCUGCAGAGGCUGCUGGCCGCCCAGGGGAGCCCCGUGACGGCCAACGUGGUCGACCCCGGGGUGGUCAACACGGACCUCUACAGACACGUCUUCUGGGGCACGCGUCUCAUCAAGAAGCUCUUCGGAUGGUGGUUUUUCAAGACCCCAGAUGAGGGAGCCUGGACGUCGGUCUAUGCAGCGGUCACCCCGGACCUGGAGGGACUUGGCGGCCGCUACCUGUACAAUGAGAAAGAGACCAAGUCUCUCGCGGUCACGUAUGACCUAGAUCUUCAAACAGAGCUGUGGGCCAGAAGUUGCCAGAUGACCGGCAUCACCGACGUGACCCAGGACACCUUCUCGGGGUAGCUGCUGCCUUCUGUCUACCAAGCACAGGUCUGUGACAGACCCCCAUGUCUGCAUUGUUCAUAGUCGUCUGCCUUCAUGGCUGUGUCCCCAGAGGUCUCCUGUCUGCCAUCCUACCUUUGCAGGAAAUCAAGGGCCAAAAGAAACAUUGAAUGUAAUCCCCAAGUAGGUGAUUCUGAGCCAUAAUCGUGUGCCAAAUUGCUACAAGUGCCAUGAACAAUUAAAUGCUGCCUAACCCAA
Messenger RNA from Nyctereutes procyonoides (raccoon dog), 1436 nucleotides. It is a transcript of the gene DHRSX, whose product is annotated as dehydrogenase/reductase X-linked. The transcript has 8 exons. The coding region runs from base 393 to 1199 and encodes 268 amino acids. Gene Ontology annotation, molecular function: oxidoreductase activity. NCBI's taxonomy places the organism in Eukaryota, Metazoa, Chordata, Mammalia, Carnivora, Canidae. The record is from RefSeq and is a predicted model, not a curated record.